Messenger RNA from Aspergillus fijiensis CBS 313.89, 927 nucleotides. RefSeq lists its product as uncharacterized. The record is from RefSeq and is a predicted model, not a curated record. The transcript has a single exon. Lineage: Eukaryota; Fungi; Ascomycota; Eurotiomycetes; Eurotiales; Aspergillaceae. Bases 1 to 927 code for a protein of 308 amino acids.
AUGACGUCAAACCGGAUUACUGAUUAUUUCCGGCCGGUGAGCGGAAGGCGGAAGCGGCCGCGUGCAGAAGCACAACAUCCGGGGCGAGGCCAAAGAGAGAAGUUAAGAUUGGUCGCAAAAGAAACAAAUGCAUUGCUCCCAAGGAUUUUAUCUACACGUCCCGAAGCACCUCCUAUCGGGAAAAUAUGUCACGGCUCCAGAUACGAAGCUCUUGACCCUAGGUUCAGCCCGAGGCUGACAACCCAGGUGGAAAUACUGCUCGGCGAUACUUUCGAUAUUGCUACUGCACUGGGUCCUUCUUUGUACCCCAACAACCAAAACAACGCAGAGCACGUUUGUAUUCUCAAUAUGGCCAACGCGAACAGGCCUGGUGGAGGUUGGCUAAAUGGAGCCCUUGCCCAAGAAGAGGCACUCUGCUAUCGGAGCAGCUUAAGCUCAACACUCAAACAUCGGUACUACCCCCUGCGGUUCCUCGGCGCUAUUUAUUCACCAUCUGUCCUCGUCUUCCGAGAGAGCAUUGAUAAAGGCCAUGAGCUGAUGGACUUGGAAAAGCCUGACCUUUUCCCGGUGGUGAGCGUGAUUAGCGUGGCUGCUAUUCAGGACCCAGAACUAGACCACCAACACGACCCGCCGAGGUACAAGAGCCCGCGCGAUCGCGAGGGAAUGAAGUUGAAAAUGAGAUUGAUUCUUCGAAUCGCCGCGUACAAAAAACACCGCAGGCUUGUGCUAGGGGCUCUGGGUUGUGGAGCCUUUGGAAACCCGAACGCCGAGGUUGCUGAUUGCUGGGCCGAAGUUUUGCGGGAGAAAGAGUUCCAAGGCUGGUGGGAGAAGAUCGUAUUCGCAAUCCUAGACGAUGCAAAGACAAUUGCGCAGGGGAACGGGAAUUUCGAUGUUUUCAGAGACAAGCUUCAUGGACUGACGAUAUAA